CGUCGAGCGCGCCUGACGACAAUAGUAAGCGCGACAAUGGAUGCUCCUCUUCCAUGCUCCGAAUACACACGAGUGCGACUUCCGGACCUUUUCCGGUCUUUCCUGAAGGACCAGCCUAGAAUCAACAAGCACUAUGAAGAGGUCAGACAUGAGUCGGAAGAGUGGCUGAACAGCCUCGGCUCUUUCUCGCCAAAAAUGCGAGCCCGUAUCAGUCGCUGCGAUUUCUCGUACUUUUGCGCCAUUGCAGCGCCAACCGCGCCGAGAGACCGAUUCCGGACGCUAUGUGACUGGGGCAACUGGGUGUUCCCCUUCGACGACAUCUUCGACAAUGGCGAACUCAGAGACCAGCCGAAGCAGGCAGCACUUGUUUUGGACAGUCUGAUGGCUCUCAUGCUUGGCCACGUUGACGACAAUGCGGAGCCCACUGGGCUGCGCGCGAUGCCUAUCAUCAUGGCCCACGACAGCGUCUUCCGGCGGAUGGCGGUGUCUGGCGAGGGAGUCCGCACUCGCUUCGCACGCGCGAUGCAGAAGUACUCGACAGGCGUCCUUGUCCAAGUAUCUGACCAGUUCAGCCACUACACACCAGACUUGGCAGAGAUUGUCCUCACUCGGCGUGAAUCAGCGGGUGUGUCGCCGCUGUACCACCUCGUUGAGUAUGCUCAUGGCUUGAGCGUGCCCGGGGAAGUGUUCGCGUCACCCAUAAUCAAGGAAAUGGAGGUCUUGGGGAUGGACAUGGUCUCGAUCUCGAACGACAUGCUCAGCUACCUCAAGGAAGAGCGUGAACAGGUUCCCCACAACAUGGUGGCGGUCUGCCGUAUGCGCGGUCUUUCUGCUCAACAGUCCUUUGACACUGUCAGCGAGCUGCUCGUCGCGUGCUAUACGCGUUGGGACGAACUAGAGUCAUUGUUGAACCAAGACUCUUCGCGAGAACCGCCAUCAGAGUCAGUUACAGCAUAUCUAUGCCUGGCCGAUUCCGCUACGAGGCAACAGGCCUUGCAAUACGUGGAAGGAAUAAAAAACGUCGUUAAAGCAAACAUGUACUGGAGCUUCAAAUCCCAGCGAUACUUCGGCCAAAAUGGAGAGUCCGUGCGGUUGAGUAGAGGGAUUGACGUACUAGUGCAUCCGGCCUAUCUUGACAAAAACACCAUGUCGAACGACCGAUGUGUUCAAGGUAUGCAGAGAAUGGCCUCUAAGCCAUGGAAGAAGAUCCCAAAACAAUGAUCGCGGGGGCAGAAACCAUAUCUGAGAUUAGAAAGCAUUGCAAAAACAUAUAUAAGCUUCGGCUGUCUGGAUAGACUGAUUACGUUGAAUGAACUCAUGUUUCCGC
Molecule: messenger RNA, 1327 nt
Organism: Microdochium trichocladiopsis
Lineage: Eukaryota; Fungi; Ascomycota; Sordariomycetes; Xylariales; Microdochiaceae
Product: terpene synthase metal binding domain-containing protein
Exons: 9
Coding region: 37-1221 (394 amino acids)
Source: RefSeq, a predicted model, not a curated record